Molecule: messenger RNA, 1593 nt
Organism: Lathyrus oleraceus (garden pea)
Lineage: Eukaryota; Viridiplantae; Streptophyta; Magnoliopsida; Fabales; Fabaceae
Exons: 6
Coding region: 201-1196 (331 amino acids)
Molecular function (GO): phosphatidylinositol transfer activity
Source: RefSeq, a predicted model, not a curated record
UCAUCUUAACAUAUAGUUUUACGUGCAAAAAUUGCUUAUUAUAACCGUUUUUCUUGUUCCAUUCAUUUAUCGAUUUUCUGCAUUGGAUAUGAAAUUCAUUUGAGGAAUGAAUUAAUGAAUGAACGAUGAAUCAUAGAUGAAGAUGAAUUUUACAUCUGAGAAAAAGGAUGUUUUAGCUUGAUUAAGAUUUGGAAAGAAAGAUGUCGUUUAAGAAAUUGAAGGAGAGUCUGACUGAAAAAAAAUUAUCUCCGGAAGAGCAGCAGAUCAAGAUCGAAGAAACCAGAAAGAUAAUUGGUCCAAUUGCCGAUAAGUUCCCGACUAUAUGCUCGGAUGCGUCGGUGCUAAGGUUUCUUAAAGCACGAAACUAUAAUACUAUGAAGGCUGCAAAGAUGUUGAGAGGAACCCUAAAAUGGAGGCUGGAGUUCAAGCCUGAGAAGAUUCAAUGGGAUGAUGUAGCUAAAGAAGCUCUCAAGGGAAGGUUAUAUAAGGCUGAUUAUUUGGACAAGCAAGGAAGGGUUGUUUUUGUCAUUAAAGCUGGACUUCAGAAUCCAAGUUUGGCAAUGGUACAGAUCAAGUACCUCGUUUACUGUUUGGAGAAUGCUAUUUCUAAUCCACCUUCUACACAAGAACAGAUGGUCUGGCUAAUAGAUUUUCAAGGGUGGAGCACAUCGUGUAUAUCAGUAAAGGUCACCCGAGAUACUGCUCAAGUCCUGCAGAAUCAUUACCCAGAAAGGUUGGGCCUUGCAGUCUUGUACAAUCCACCAAAAUUGUUCGAGUCAUUUUGGACGAUGGUGAAGCCGUUUCUUGAACCCAAGACUUACAAAAAGGUGAUAUUUGCUUACCCUGACCACCCAAAGAGCCGAGUAAUGAUGGAAGAACUCUUUGACAUGGAGACUCUAGAAGCCUGUUUUGGUGGAAAUAAUAAAGUUGGAAUGAACUAUGAAGCUUAUGGUAAAAAAAUGAGAGAAAAUGACAAAAGGGUGUCUGGUUUGAUUGAUUCUGGCGGUUCAAGUCCUAGUUUUUUUAGCAUGGAUGCUAAUGAAACAUUGCAUUCAACGAAUGGUUCUGAGGAUGGAUCAUCUGGUGGUGAAGCAACUUAUUCAAACUUCGACGAAGAUGAUGAUAUUAUACGGACAGAGACACCUCGCUCCGAAUAUGAACCCAAAAAUGAGGUUCAUCCUGACAAAGUUGAGUGAAGAACUGAAGCAAAAGAGAACUGGUAACUAGCCGGGUCAAUUAUGUUUACACCCAUGCUUUCAACCAAUGCUAAAUUUUACCUUUUCACUGAAAUUGGGAGGAAGUUUUAGUUGGUUCUUUUGACGUGAGAAUUUCAACCAGCACUCAGGAAAUAAUGUUAUUUCUUUCUCCCUCUCUCCUAUUUAUCUCUCUCUUUCUCCGAGGGGGAGUGGGAUUGUGGUGUUUGUAUUGUGUAAUGUCUAAGGAUUUGUUGAGAAGUACCAUUGACUUUUAUUUUUUUGGAAAGGAGCAAAUUGUAUUACUAAUCCAAAAACAAUACAAGAAUCAUAUCAAGUUAUACAAGAGAAAAAAUAGACAAUUGAAUGAAAGUGAAAGAAAUAAGGUGUUAAUGCCCCA